AUGCAACAGCAGAUGCAAGCACAACAGUUGCAAGCCCAGCAGAUGCAAGCCCAGCAGAUGCAAGUUCAGCAAAUGCAAGCCCAGCAGAUGCAAGCACAGCAGAUGCGGCAGGCGAAUCGUUUCAACUAUCAACUCCCCAGCCAAGUCAUGGGCCAUGGCCCCCUCAAGGUGCUACUCAACAACUUCCACCAAGGCCGCUUCAGGGUGCUACUCAUCAAAUAA
Messenger RNA from Colletotrichum chrysophilum, 222 nucleotides. RefSeq lists its product as uncharacterized. NCBI's taxonomy places the organism in Eukaryota, Fungi, Ascomycota, Sordariomycetes, Glomerellales, Glomerellaceae. Bases 1 to 222 code for a protein of 73 amino acids. The transcript has 2 exons. The record is from RefSeq and is a predicted model, not a curated record.